CCUCUGCAUGUGCUAAGCCACUCCUCAUCAUUCACAGAUAUACACAUACCUCACACCAUGUCCACCUCCAUUCCUCCAUUGUUUCCGGCCGCUGCCGCUAUUCUCCUCCUCCUCCUCUUUUCUCCUCCGGCAACAGCACAACACGAUUACCACGACGCCCUCCGAAAAUGCAUCCUCUUCUUCGAAGGCCAGCGCUCCGGUAGACUCCCUCCGGACCAACGUCUCAAAUGGCGUCGUGACUCAGCCGUCCAUGACGGCUCCACAGUCGGAAGAGAUUUGAGCGGCGGGUACUACGACGCCGGAGACAACAUAAAGUUUGGGUUUCCGAUGGCGUUCACGACGACGUUGCUGUCGUGGAGCAUUAUCGACUUCGGACGGAACAUGGGAUCGGAGCUGGGGAAUGCGCUUAAGGCCGUGAAAUGGGCGACCGACUAUUUACUAAAAGCGACGGCGGUUCCCGGCGUGGUGUUUGUACAAGUGGGCGAUCCUUACUCCGAUCACAACUGCUGGGAGAGACCCGAGGACAUGGAUACGCUUCGUACUGUUUAUAAAAUCGAUGGAGCCCACCCUGGGUCUGACGUGGCAGGCGAAACCGCCGCUGCCUUGGCCGCUGCUUCCAUUGUUUUCAGAUCACGUGAUCCUUCUUAUUCCAGAUUGCUGCUGAAUCGAGCCGUUUCGGUGUUCGAGUUUGCUGACAGACACAGAGGAGCGUACAGCGGGAGCUUGAGAAGGGCGGUGUGUCCGUUUUACUGCGACGUGAACGGUUAUCAGGACGAGUUGCUUUGGGGAGCAGCGUGGUUGCACAAGGCGUCAAGAAGGCGCGUGUACAGAGAAUACAUUUUCAAGAACGAGGUGGUGCUCAGGGCUGGGGAUACCAUCAACGAGUUUGGUUGGGAUAACAAGCACGCGGGAAUUAACGUCCUCAUUUCCAAGGAGGUGUUGAUGGGCAAAGCAGAAUACUUCUCAUCUUUCAGGCAAAAUGCAGAUGAGUUCAUUUGCUCAAUUUUGCCUGGAAUUUCUCAUCCUCAAGUUCAAUAUUCUCCUGGUGGGUUGAUAUUCAAGGCUGGAGGAAGUAACAUGCAGCAUGUUACCUCCCUGUCUUUUCUACUCCUGGCUUAUUCCAAUUACCUUAGCCACGCCAAUCGCAACGUCGCAUGUGGCGCUUCUUUAGCAUCCCCCGCUAUGCUCCGCCAACUCGCCAAACGUCAGGUGGACUACAUUCUAGGCGAUAAUCCACUGCGGAUGUCAUACAUGGUUGGGUACGGGGCGCGCUACCCUCUCAGGAUCCAUCACCGGGCCAGUUCCUUACCGUCGGUUCGGGCGCAUCCUGGUCGAAUCGGGUGCAAGGCGGGUUCGAGGUACUUUCUGAGUCCGAACCCGAACCCGAAUGUGUUGGUGGGAGCGGUGGUGGGUGGGCCCAACGUGACGGAUGCGUUUCCAGAUUCGAGGCCGUUUUUUCAAGAGUCGGAGCCCACUACGUACAUCAAUGCACCGUUGGUGGGCCUGCUGGCUCACUUUUCGGCCCAUCAUUGAUGGAAACGGAGAAACGUUGUGGGGCAUGUGUACGGUGUAGGAGAGAUUAUUAUUGUAAUAGUAGUGUAGUGGUGCGCGAAGGUCACCCUGCCGUUUCUUAUUUUCCUAAGAUUCCAUAUGUUCUAUCAAUUCCGCGAUUAAAAAUGAACGCUCUCAUUAUUAUAAUAUUUCUUUU
Molecule: messenger RNA, 1708 nt
Organism: Cucurbita maxima (winter squash)
Lineage: Eukaryota; Viridiplantae; Streptophyta; Magnoliopsida; Cucurbitales; Cucurbitaceae
Product: endoglucanase 8
Exons: 7
Coding region: 58-1533 (491 amino acids)
Biological process (GO): carbohydrate metabolic process
Molecular function (GO): hydrolase activity, hydrolyzing O-glycosyl compounds
Source: RefSeq, a predicted model, not a curated record